CAAAACCAAAUCUCCAACCCCCCCAAAAAAAGAAACAAAUAAUCAAAUCCGAGAGAGAGAGAAGAUUUCAAAGAAUAAGAACAGAAAUGGUGUUAAACAGCCCGCUGGUGGUGGGGGUGGCGACCGCCUCGGCGGAGCUUUGCCAACACAUAGCUUGCAACCCGGAGCGGCUCAGCCGCGAUCAAGUCCUCUACCUCCUCUUCUCCUUCCCUUGCCGCCAGCUCCGCCGCCUCUGCUCCGCCUUCUGCCUCCCCCCUCCUCCUCUCCCGUCACCGUCCUCCUCCUCCGAUUCCGAUCUUCUUGAUUUGCAUCCACACAUCCAUUGAUCUUCACCUGAUCCCAGUUUUUAUAUACAUAUAUAUUUGUGUUCUCAGUAUUUAUUGCUUAGCUAUUGUUUGUUGAUGG
Molecule: messenger RNA, 405 nt
Organism: Cuscuta campestris
Lineage: Eukaryota; Viridiplantae; Streptophyta; Magnoliopsida; Solanales; Convolvulaceae
Source: the annotation of a GenBank genome assembly